UUGGCACAACCUCCCCCCAAAUUGAAAAUAAUGGCCGUCUAUUCAACACUGUUCUCCUGAUUUCCCCUCGUUACUCGAGUGUGCUCUUCAAGCUUGCUUUCCUACCUCCAGCCGAGCCGCUGGUAUUUUCUAAGUAAUCGUUGUUUUUCACCAUUUUAUUCGCUUUUAUACUGCCUGUAGACAAUCAUACUUCCAAGGAAGCCAGCAAGAAGAAGCGAUUUACAGAAGCCCCAGCCAUCACACAACCAACAAUGGACAACAAAGAUGAUAAUCGAUCCACUAACGAGCUUUCAAGAUCAUCUUCUCAAGAGCAAAGAAAGUUGGCCUCUGUUAAAACAGAAGAAUCUCAAUUUGAUCCCAUCAAAAGUUUUAGUAAAAGGGGAGAGACGUCUUACAAAAGAAGCUCCGCGUGUCUUGAUGGGUCACUGACACUAAAGACCGAAGAUCCUUAUGUGUUGAUGCAAACGGAGAUGCCUGAGAAGAAGACAUGUGAGGAACCUCAUGGAACUGUAGAAAUAUGGCGAGGGAAUGUUGUGGGACGAGAGGCAAAGGAGCUAUUUGAGGCUGUAGAGCACCGCUACCCCAACACAUUUCAACGGGUCCAGAUUCGUGUGACACCGUUUUGGUUGGGCAACUUGAAAGAACUCCAUGCAACCAUUAAACGUUUUAUGGGAUUAACCGUGGAUACACUGGCGCAGGAGCAGAUAACCGGUCUAUGGCAAGAUUUUAAAGACUUGGAGGCUUUAGGAUUCGAUCUCUCGUGGGCCCACAAGAGACUAAACAUGGUUGCUAGACUCAAGUUUGGAAACGAGCCAUUACAGAAAGAGUUGAUGGUCUUAGAACAUUCGUUAGGGCCGCUGAAGGAGAGAGUUGAUGAGAUAAUGAAGCAGUUAUUGAAAGCUCAUGAUAUGUAUAUGAAAGCACUGUCAGAAUAUGAAGAUGCGACGAAAGCUCGAAACAAGAAAGUGGAGGAGAUGACACGAGUGUUUGGACCUGACUUUGAUCGCGUAUUACAGGAUCGUCUUGGUUAUGAAACAAAGACUUACAGGCCUUGCGAACUAGUCGGGCCACACUCGACUUGAUGACUGCUUCCUAAUCUGUCAGUCAUACUUCUUGACCAUAGUAUCUUUUGGGUUAGAUUUUGUUGAAAAA
This is a messenger RNA of Lactuca sativa (garden lettuce), 1152 nucleotides long. Lineage: Eukaryota; Viridiplantae; Streptophyta; Magnoliopsida; Asterales; Asteraceae. The record is from RefSeq and is a predicted model, not a curated record.